Molecule: messenger RNA, 2265 nt
Organism: Phragmites australis (common reed)
Lineage: Eukaryota; Viridiplantae; Streptophyta; Magnoliopsida; Poales; Poaceae
Product: probable pectinesterase/pectinesterase inhibitor 58
Exons: 2
Coding region: 1-2265 (754 amino acids)
Biological process (GO): cell wall modification
Molecular function (GO): pectinesterase inhibitor activity; pectinesterase activity
Source: RefSeq, a predicted model, not a curated record
AUGGCCAACAAGGUGGCCGUCGCCAGCGUCAUCGCCGCCGUCGGCGUCGUCGCCGUGAUCGGCACCAUCGCCGCGGUCACCAGCUCCAGGAAAGGGGGCGAUAACAAUGGCGCGAUGUCCGCCAACGUGAAGCUCGCGACGAUCUGCUCCUCGACGCUAUACCCGGCCAAGUGCGAGCAGAGCCUCAAGCCCGUCGUGAACGACACCGCCAACCCCGAGGACGUCAUCCGGGCCGCCCUUAAUGUGGCGCUGGACGAGGUGGCCGCCGCGUUCGAGCGGUCCGCGUACAUCGGCAGGGAUGCCAAGGGCAACCUUACCAAGAACGCCAUGGAGGUGUGCAAGAAGCUCCUCGCCGACGCCACCGAGGACCUAAGGGACAUGUCGAGGUUCAAGCCCGAGGAGGUGGUGGGUCACGUCAAAGACCUCCGGACAUGGCUUUCCGGCGUCAUGACGUACAUCUACACCUGCGCUGACGGCUUCGACAAGCCGGAGCUUAAGGAGGCCAUGGACAAGGUGCUGCAGAACUCCACCGAGCUGAGCAGCAACGCCCUGGCCAUCAUCACCCGCCUCGGUGAGAUCCUGCCGGAGCAAGCCAAAAAGUUGAACGGCUCCACGGGCGGUCCGAGCCGCAGGCUUCUCGGCUGGCAGAUGAGUGAGACCGAGGAGGAAAGCGGGCGCCAGCUUAUGGUCGCCGAGGACAAACUGAACGAGAUCACGGACGUGACAGAUGCAAGCCGCCAGCUCCUAUCGGAGACGUUGGAUGAGAUCUCCGCGAUGUCCCACGUCGCAAACCGCCGCCUUCUUGGCCUUAUGUUCAACCAAAUAUCUAACAACACCGAUGGAGGUGACCUCCUCGGGCGCCGGCUGUUGAGCAUGUCGUCCGACGAUGCCUCCGACGCCACCGAUCAUGACAGCAGGCGCAGCCUUCUGUCCACUCAGCUCGACAGCAUCGCGAACAUGUCCGCCGAGGUAAACCGCCACCUUCUCGCGGCUGAGGUGCCAGACGAACUCGUCGGAAGGCGCCAGCUCCUGUCCACAACGCUCAUGGCAAUCAACAACGCGGCUGCCGAGGCCAAGGGCCAGCUUGAGGCGAUGAACAACACUAUUUCCGGCCGUCCUGACCGGGAACUCCGCGUCAGCGUGCAGUCGGAUCACGAGGAGCACAGACCCGACCCCUACCACAGGAUACUGGCGGCCACGAACGUCGUCGGCACGUUCGACGGGAUCGACGACGGGCGCAGCGGGGUGCCGUCCGGCGAUUUCCCGGAGUGGAUGCCGUCCCACGAACGGAGGCUCCUGCAGCUGCCCAGCCUCCAGAAGCCCAACACGGUGGUCGCCCAGGACGGGAGCGGCAACUUCAAGACCAUCACCGAGGCCAUCAACGCCGUGCCCAAGGACUUCCAGGACCGUUACGUCAUCUACGUGAAGGCCGGCGAGUACAAGGAGUACGUUACCAUCCCCAAGGAGAUGGCCAACAUCUUCAUGUACGGCGACGGGCCGACGCGGACGCGCGUCGUCGGCAACAAGAGCAACGCAGGCGGCUUCGCCACCAUCGCCACCCGCACCUUCUCUGCGGAGGGCAACGGGUUCAUCUGCAAGUCGAUGGGGUUCGUCAACACGGCGGGGCCGGAGGCGCACCAGGCGGUGGCGCUGCACGUCCAGGGCGACAUGUCGGUGUUCUUCAACUGCCGGUUCGAGGCGUACCAGGACACGCUCUACGUGCACGCCAACCGGCAGUUCUUCCGCAACUGCGAGGUCCUCGGGACCGUCGACUUCAUCUUCGGCAACUCGGCGGCGCUGUUCCAGAACUGCCUCAUGACCGUGCGCAAGCCCAUGGACAACCAGGCGAACAUGGUGACGGCGCAGGGGCGCACGGACCCCAACAUGCCCACCGGCAUCGUGCUCCAGAGCUGCCGCAUCGUGCCGGAGCAGGCGCUGUUCCCCGUCAGACUCCAGAUCGCGACCUACCUCGGCCGGCCGUGGAAGGAGUACGCGAGGACGGUGGUGAUGGAGAGCACCAUCGGCGACCUCAUCAAGCCGGAGGGCUGGGCAGAGUGGAUGGGAGACUUUGGGCUCAAGACGCUCUACUACGCCGAGUACGCCAACACCGGCCCGGGCGCCGGCACCAGCAAGAGGGUGACAUGGCCCGGGUACCGCGUCAUCGAUCGGCCGGAGGCGACGCAUUUCACGGCGGGCGUGUUCAUCGAUGGCAUGACGUGGCUCCAGAACACCGGCACGCCGAACGUCAUGGGAUUCACCAAAUGA